Molecule: messenger RNA, 1190 nt
Organism: Guillardia theta CCMP2712
Lineage: Eukaryota; Cryptophyceae; Pyrenomonadales; Geminigeraceae
Exons: 11
Coding region: 12-1190 (392 amino acids)
Cellular component (GO): Golgi apparatus
Molecular function (GO): antiporter activity
Source: RefSeq, a predicted model, not a curated record
AAGAGGAGGCCAUGCAUGAAUACGGGAAGGUGUUGGUUCUGGUCUUAGCCCUUCUUGCAUGCACAGUCGACGCGUUUAGUUUCCCCUCGAUAGGAAAAGCAAACCUCCGGAUCCCGGGCCGCAAAGCUGCUCUGCCGAAGAACAAGAUGGCAUUGCAGGCUUCGCCAUCGCAGGCUAGCGCUAACAAGGAGAAAUCUGCGGUCGUCGUUAAAGGGAGCAAAGCUGGAGAACUAGGAGAUGUGGUGCCAUCAUGGCGGGCGAAUGCUGAACUGAUCUUGUAUAUCGUCUUGUGGUACGCAACCUCGGUGGUCUGCACGAACUCGACGAAAUCUCUCGGACUACACUGGGGCCUGUUGACUCUGAUUCAGCUGACCAUCUCUUCCUUGUGCGGCUUCGUGGUGAUUCGGGUGCUGAAAGUCGUUCCUUACCAAGAGAUUGAGAACUUUUCUCAACUCAAGGCAAGUUUGCAAAGACUUCGACUUCACUUCUCGCUGCGAUCUUCGCUGCUGGAUUUAUCACUCUCAACUCGGAAAGUUUCUGCGCUGGGGAUGAUGCAUGUGUCCCUUGUGAUGACGUUGCGAGCAACCGAACCUCUCUUCACCUUGCUCCUUGCCACGAUGUUUCUCAAGACAGAGAAGAUUACCCUGCCCAUGUCCCUCUCCUUGCUUCCUGUGAUCGCCGGUGCUGCUCUAUCAUCUGCCGAAAGCUCAGACUUCAACGUCGCCGGACUAGCGAUUGUCGCUAUCUGCAAUGUCAUGUUUGCCUUCCGCGGAAUCAUCACGAAGAGGAUCAAGGCCUCUCAUCGUGUGGACAACUUCAACCUCUUCUUCCAGGUCUGCUACCUCGGCAUGAUCAUCCAAGCCGUCCUCCUGCUUGCGGCUGCUCCUUUCUUUGGGAUCUCAGGCCUCGACGCCAUCAAGUUUUCGGAUUCCAAGUACAUGACGAUGCUGGCGGUGAACGGCGUUACCUUCUACGCCUACCUGCAGCUCUCCUGGCUCGUUCUCAGCAGAGUUGCCGCCGUCACUCACUCUGUCUGCAACUCUUUGCGCAGGCCCGUCAUGUGCCUCUUCGGAUGGCUGCAAUUCGGCAACGACAUCUCUCCUCUCAACGCCGUUGGGAUCGCCAUGGCUUCAUUGGGUACUUUGAUUUACUCACAGGUCAGGAUAAGCGAGGGGAAGAGCGGGGAGUAG